AUGCCUUCCACCGCGAAGACAUUGACGUUCUUGUCGAGCUUCUUCACGAGCUUCGGGGCGUUCGUGGUGAUCUGCGUCAUCCUGGGGACUCCUCACUGGGUCAGCAGCACCAUUGCCGUCAGCGACACCUUCUCCAACGGCAGCAUCGUCAUAGCCUACGGGCUCUUCAGCGGGCAGAGCACGCAGCAGCUGGACCACGGGUUUGCGGAGCCGGACAAAUAUUUUGAAGUUUCAGCGACACUGGGCCAGUCGGGCCCGAAGACGCUGCACAUGGUGGUGAUCCUGUGCCUGGUCCUCAGCCUGUGCGCGGCGCUGCUGAGCGCCGGCUUCACCUUCUACAACAGCGUCAGCAACCCCUACCAGACGUUCCUGGGGCCGCUGGGCGUGUACACCUGGAGCGGGCUCAGCGGGUCCCUGGCCCUCCUGGCCCUGGUGCUGUUCGUGGGGAACGUGCAGGCCAACGGGCUGUCGGAAGCGCUGGUCCAGGCACUCUACGCGCGCUACCCCCUGGCGGCGCAGCACCGGGCGGCGCACCGCUACGGCAGCUCCUUCUGGCUGCUGCUGCUGGUCCUGCUGCUCAGCGUGCUCGCCACCAGCAUCGUCGGCUUCUUCCAGCAGGACCGGCGCCGGCGCCGGCAGGAGCAGCGGAAGCCGAUGGAGCUGGCUCCGCGGGACGGCAUCCUCUUCUGA
Messenger RNA from Pipistrellus nathusii (Nathusius's pipistrelle), 690 nucleotides. NCBI's taxonomy places the organism in Eukaryota, Metazoa, Chordata, Mammalia, Chiroptera, Vespertilionidae. The record is from the annotation of a GenBank genome assembly.